AUGCCUGACUUUGACAGUGACGACCUUGACCGCAGCAGCUCGGCCUUCACCCCGCCGAGACCUCUGCAGCGCCUGCAACAACGCGUGCGAGGUCACACCUACUCUUCGUCACUGUCGCACGACUCGGACACUAUCAGCAACGACUCCCAGCUCACCGCCCGCAUCCGUACCAACAGCCACUCCGACUCGCGCCCGUCGACCGUCCAGAGCGUCAACAACGGCUACGGCCACGUCCUUGGGACUGCUCGUGUGGGCGGCUUCGAGAAGGCAGAUCCGCGUAUCCAAGGCACUCCCGAAGUCGUGUCCAACGGCAUCCUCGACCGCGGUCGUCCCAUUCCAUCCAUGUUCAGCACAUACGAGGUGCAUUGUCCCGAACCACGAGUCCCCGGUGGACCGUCCAAAGCAAGCGCAACGAAAGAGCAGGCCUCUACAAACAAGUCGGAUAUCCCGCAGAGCAUACGGGAUCAGGCCUUGGAGUUUGUGCGACAAACAAACAUGCGUGCCCAAUCGCCCUCGAACAUGCUCGAGCAGCCUCCUACCAAUUCUUCUGCUUCCAUCAUAUCCUCGCUCUCCAAGCAGUCGUCCGCGAAUGAUGCUCCCAAAGAGCGCCCAGGUUUCUUCCGACGAGUCUUUGGAUCCGCCGCUCGUACCAAUUCUUUUCCCGAUCAACAGCGCCCUAAUAUUAGAGAUUUACCACCAUCUACUGAGACUACUGCACCGUCUGCCUCGCCCACGUCCCGUACCAACACUCCAGAUCCACCUCAAAAUGUAGUCACCAAGAAGGCAUCUUUCUUCAGACGUCGCAAGAAGUCUAUAACCGAUGCUCCCCCUCCUCCAGCGCUGCCCAAUCCAGCCGUGUCCGCCGCACAUCUCAAGGGCACUUCUCCACCCGUAAGUCCGGGCGCAGGUAGUCUCAGGAUGGUCAUGGAUCAGUACCUUGGCAAUCCUGAUCGUCAGUUGAACAAGACUGACUCUGACCUUCACAAGCCUGUGGAUACUCCUAUCGGCCGACCUACUCGAUCCAGCAUACUCAGCCAUGACACGGAUGAAUCCUCAGAACUGGACAUGUUCCACUCUGGCUACACCCCCCCACCAGAUGCGUCAAUACGAAGAGUAGGAGUAGAACCUCUGGAGCCUCGAGCUGGUGGCAACAGAUCUGCCAUACCGAGUGCUCAGCAACACCUGUUCAAGAGUCCCAAACUGGACGACAUGGAACGUAAUUUCGGCGGAGUUAAUGACCGUCUGCACCUCGGAAACACCCGCCCGGACCUGGUACAGAACAACUCGUUCCUGGCCGACAAUAGUGAUGCAGAUGACAGCAAGGCUCCUUCUAUAAUUUCUGCUGUAAGUGAAACCUACCUCGGACCUGUAGGCGCUUUCAGCCCUGUCUCGCCGUUGGCAAGUUCGCCCAUGAUGACCCCUGUGGAGAGAUUUGUCACUUCUCCGACGUCUGACGCGGAGAGAGAACCCGUGUCACCUAGAUCCCACUUCUUUGAACAGAACCGUGACAGUCUUGGUCUGCCGAUCGAGAGACUGAGAGCGCCACAGAGCUACGUUGUGUCCAGUGAUGACAACGAGCUGCCAUCGUUUCAGGUUGAUGGGCAUACUGUUCGUCCGUCUGUCGAGGUUGCUCGUGGUAUGCUCGGAACUGUCGAUGAACCGACCGCCGACGAAAGGGAGCGUGCCCGCCAGAUAUAUCAAGGCGAAGAACAACAUAUGCUCAAAGACGAAGCUGCGCCAUGGCUUGGUGACAAGAAUCCUGUCAGCGCUCGUACCCUUACGGCUUACAUGGAUCUCUAUGACUUUGCAAAUCGUAACAUCCUCAGUGGCUUACGGAGUCUCUGCGAUAGACUCGUGUUGAAAGGAGAGAGCCAGCAGGUCGAUCGCAUCCUGGACGCCUUCUCCCGACGAUGGGACGAGUGUAAUGCUCAGAAUGGGUUCAAAGGCCCAGGUGUUGUACAUGCCAUUUGCUAUGCGUUAUUAUUGCUCAACACAGAUCAACACAUGGCCGAUAUCCAGCACAAGAUGACGCGGUCCGAAUUCAUCAAAAACACAAUGCCAGCUGUGAAAUCAGCAGCCGAAAGCGCAACCAUCCGACCUACACGCUCGCCAUCAAGGCCUUCGUUGCCAUGGUCUGAUACCACCCCAAAAUCUCCCGAUGACGACGAUCGAGGCUCUGUUGACUUCAGACGCUCGACUAAGCGCCUCUCUUUCAGACCAGGUAUGGGCAGAUUCGAAACAGACCCUGGUCCUGCCGAGCACGGAGAACUUGGCUCAAUAAACCACCUUGUGACUCGUCCCUUCGAUGGUCCUGAACACAAAUGGCUGUUGGAAGUCGAAUUGGUCCUCAAAGUGUUCUACAGCUCGAUCGUUUCCUUGGCUCUACCACUACAUGGUUCUGCAAACUCAAAGGAGAACCAUGGAUCUUCUCAAGGAGCUUCGAACCUCAGUGUGGCUGGAAAUCUUAGACGUACUGGUUCGGUCAUAUCCAAGGCGCCAUCUGAAGGCUUCUCAUACCGAAGCAAGAGGAAUAACAGCGGUGCAUUGUCAUCUCACUGGAAUGCAACAAAGAAUAAAUCUCGACAGAAGGCAUACCCUGCUUCGACCGUUGGCUCAACACGCACCUCGAUCGACGAUGGUCAAUCUGCCUGGAGUCCAUCAGCACAGAGCAGUAUGUGGAGCAAGAUCUCCAUGGGUAGGACUCAGACAACGAUGAGUGUUGAGAGCUUUGCUGUUCAUCCCGACUUCAAACAGAGCUUAGGUUUCACCAAUGCGCUCUCGCAAGCGAUCAUUCGUGAAGAGAGUGCAGGAGAUACUGAAUCUGUCAUGAAGAUCGGCACCGUGCUCGAAGAUGAGAGUCUCGAGUUAGCUGGCGCUCCGUGGGCAAAGGAAGGAAUGGUUAAGCACAAACAUCAUCUGGACGGCCCCGAGAAGAAAGCCAAAGAGCGCAGCUGGAGUGAGUGCUUUGCUGUGGUCGAAAAAGGAUAUUUACAUCUGUUCAACUUCAACCGAACUACCACCAAAAUCAGCGACAUGCGGAGCGCCAAACGUCAUCUACCAAAAACAAGUAAGGCCGCGAGUAUCGCACCUUCUGUCGUUGGUGGUGGCAAUUGGACCGACAAUGCUGACGAAACCGAUCAAUUCCUCCUCAGACAAUCUCUUGCAACUGUUCUACCUCAUCCGGGCUAUAGUAAGACUCGUCCGCAUGUCUGGGCACUGAGCUUGCCGACUGGUGCUGUUCAUUUGUUCAACGUCGGUACUGCAGAAAUUGCAGAGGAAUUUGUUUCUACCGUGAACUACUGGUCUGCGCGUUUGAGCAAAGAGCCUUUGGUUGGUGGUGUCGACAACAUUGAGUAUGGAUGGAGCGAUAACAUUAUCAAUCCUGCUCUCAUCGGUAACAGCAAUGGAGAGCCCCUUACUAAGCCUCCUUCAAGAAGUGGCGGCAAUCACGGUCACUCGGCUUCUGUCAACAGUAUCGGGAAACAAAGCAUGCAAUCCUCUGUUCGCGGCUCUUUCGACCAAACUUUUGGCUCAAGAACUAGACUGCCUGGCGAUCGCGCGCACAUUGCUGACUGGAAGCCUCCUGCAGCAUCAAUGUUGCCAUCACAACUUCUUGAGAUCGACCAGCUUCGUAGUCUCAAAGCAUAUGUCGCAUCAGUCGAGACUGAAUUGGAACGUCACAACGAGCUGCGCACUGCUGUAAAUCUUGCUUACACUAAUCGGUAUGGCCAAAACUGGAACAAAGUCAUGGCCAACUGGGAGAAGAAAAGCGCUUACCUCCUCCGCGAAGUCGUGAAAUUCAGAACAUAUAUCGAGGCGUUGGACCGAGCGUGUCACGCGAAGGAGAGAGUCUACGAAGAGCGACAAGUUCGCGAACAAGAACGAGCGGUUCUUGGAUCCAAGGAUGGCAAGAAAGAGAAUGUCAAGGCAUGA
Messenger RNA from Aureobasidium subglaciale EXF-2481, 3933 nucleotides. RefSeq lists its product as uncharacterized. Gene Ontology annotation, biological process: regulation of ARF protein signal transduction. Gene Ontology annotation, molecular function: guanyl-nucleotide exchange factor activity. The coding region runs from base 1 to 3933 and encodes 1310 amino acids. Lineage: Eukaryota; Fungi; Ascomycota; Dothideomycetes; Dothideales; Saccotheciaceae. The record is from RefSeq and is a predicted model, not a curated record. The transcript has a single exon.